Physcomitrium patens is the source of this 3553-nucleotide messenger RNA. RefSeq lists its product as uncharacterized. Gene Ontology annotation, molecular function: protein binding. Lineage: Eukaryota; Viridiplantae; Streptophyta; Bryopsida; Funariales; Funariaceae. The record is from RefSeq and is a predicted model, not a curated record.
UGCAACACUUCCACCGAAAAUUCGUCUUCAAUUGCGUCACUUUUGCGCUGAACUCCAGAGUUGGUUCAAAGGGAUAAUCCGUGAACCUCAUUAGCACCUCUUCUAACUUGUCCUUUCGACUCCAAGAGGCGUGAACGCAAUGCAAAAUCAAGAGGCGAAACUUUUGGCGGCGUUAAUAAAAGGUGUCCAAUCACUCACAGGAUGGCAGGAGAUUCACAAUUUAAUCUAUAUCUCGUCCACUUACGGUUUGUCUAUUUCUUGUAACUGGUAUAAGUAUUGCAUUCCAGAACUGCCAAGGAUAAGUCCGAAGCGCAAAAUUAAAUACAAUCCUACUAGUUGUGUCUCAAUUUCCUCAAUUUUUCAUUGAAUCUUGACUGAAGCUACGAGGAGAAACCCAACAACGAAUUACUCAGCCAGAAAAUUCGACCGGCGAAAUGGCGGAAAGAAACCUCAUAUGGCAUCAUCUUUAUCAUUCCAGGGGUGAAGCUGUAGCCAAUGCUCUCAAACGCCGCAGAUUCUCUGCACUUGGAGCAGUUUCAUAUCCCCACAUGCUGUAAUCGAUCUCCAACGGAGUCCUCAGUAGCACUCAUUUGCACCUUUCAGUCAUCUCUCGGAAUGUGUCCGUGACGCCGUAUGGUUCGUUUUCUCAGCUAGAGCUUUCGUAAUCUUCCAGGGUAGCUUGCUUUCCUUUGCGCAAUUAAUCACAAACGGAUGUUGUGCGACAAAUUUGGCUUUCCGGGGUCCUGCGCGGACACAGCAUCUGAUUGGAUUGUUGAGGUUUCUGGUGCCGUAAGCGGGGUUCAGAGGUAGGAUGAUGUGAUGGCAAGCGUGCUUUCGGGGCCGUGUCUGUGCGCUGCGUCAUCAGUUCACACUCCAAGAGAAUGGUUCUCACGCUGCAAGGGGGAUGCUGAAGACCGGGGUGAGGUCUUAGGCACCUCCUUAGCCUCUUGCAAGCGCAACAGAAUGGUGGUCCAGGGUUGCGCUGCUGGGCUCAAUGUGGGUGUGGGAUGUUUGGUAUCCAGGUCGGGUUAUCAGAGUAGGAGGGGAAUCAGAUCCUUUCGCAGCUUAACUGCUUCGAGAAUAAGCUCUAGAGAGCUGCGCAACUCGGAAUUAGAAUCAGAAUGCAUAUUUGCGAUAGGGAAUCACGGGGUGGGGCAGGAUUGGAGGCUGGAGGUGGCAGAAGUAUGGGGUGUUAAAGGCAGGCAGUGUGGGAGGUGUGUGUCGAUUUUUGCGGCAGCUGGAGAGGGACAGGGCAAUGUAGCCGAAAGCUCUGGCGAAGUGGACGAUUCUAAUGUAGGAUUAGAAAAUGUGAUUGGCAAGGGGAGUCGUGUUGGUGGGGAUAAAUCCGUCGAAAUUGAAGACUCCAGUCUUCGUGGGGAGAGCGAUGUUGGGGACGGGAUGCAGUCCCCAUUGAGCGAGAACCUGGAAGAUUUGGGGAAGAUAGCAGAGUCUGCGACUGCCAGGGUAUUUGAAAAUGCUGGGAGAAAGUCGAAAUUCACGGAAGGUUCAAGAAUGGCGGAAGAGGGAGCAAGUAAUGCGGCCGUAGUAUUGGACGGUGCUGGUUUUUGGAGGCAAGUAGCGCUUGCGACUGAUGCAGGAGUGGCUUUGGAGAUGAUAGCCGAGAAGGCUGGGAGCCAAGGCGGUGUGGUGAGCAACGAAGAUUGUUCGAAGCUUAUCUUGGAAGCCCUGGUCUUAGGGAACUCAGAACUUGCUUUCUCUGUUUUGAAUGCCAUGCGCAGCAGUGUAAUUCAACGCCGAAUUGGUAGAGAUGAGAAAUCAUCGUUUAUUGAAAGCUGGCGUUGGGCGCAGCCGAACGUGAAUACAUACGCUACCCUAGUACGGGGAUUAGCAGCCUCGUUGCGAGUCGCAGAUGCUAUAGAAGUAGUAGCAGAUGUUCGACGCCGUGGAGUUCCAGCUGGAGAUGAGGUUCCUUUCGGUAAAGUUAUCGGCUGUCCCACUUGCAGAACCGCACUCGCCGUCGUUCAACCUCAGCAAGGGGUCCAGGUUGCUCCUUGUGCCAAAUGUCGUUACGAGUAUGAGUUGAUGUCUGGCACUGUUGUGGAAUGUGAAUCGGAGUCCAUAAGCAUGAAUAUUUCGGUCUUUGAGCGGGGCUUUCGGCUUGUGAAGUUGCUAAAGCGACCGGUCCCUGCAGCUGUACAUUCGUUAGUGGUCCGUGCUCCAGAUGGUCUUGCUCGCACACACCGCUGUGCAACUGAAAGCGCUGAUAUUCCAGCUCAGGAAGGAGAGCGUGUUACUGUAAUUUCAGCAGCUCCCGCUAAUGCAGUCCGUGGGAUUGGCCCUUUCAAAACCAAUGCCAGAGCCCCUGGGUGGAGACCUAGUGAGCCCAUGGCUAUAACAAAUCACGUCACAGGUCGUAUUUCAUCCCUUUCUAGGCCUCCACCGAAGUCUGGGAGUGGAGCAGCUUUCGAUGCUUCUCUCAUCAUCCCUGCUGUUCUUCUCUUCGCGAGUAGUGACGCGGCAACAGCUCUCAUAGAUCCUUCUCUCCCACGAGCAAUAGCUAUCGGGGCUGCGUCAGUGGUCGCUAUUGGAGGAGCUACCAAUGCUUUUGUUCUGCCCCGCAUUAAUCAGUUACCACAGAGAACUGUGGAUGCGUUGGCACUCCGGCAACAGCUUCUGGCGCAACAUGAGAAACUGCAAGCCCGGCUUGAGGAUCUGACACAAGCAGCUGCUGAUGAUGUCAGAAUGCUGGCCCGCAUGUGCCAACUUCAGAACAAGAUGGAAGCAGUGAACGAACCCACAUACAGUGCACGGAUGGAACGAGUACAGAAGGCACGAGAAACUCUUGAUGAACGGCUUGAAGGGCGUCUGGAACUUAUUUAUAGCUAUGCAAAGAUAGCUUCAAUGAUAGAGAUUGAGGUGGAGAUGGAUAUUGAUGUGCUGGCUGCGGAGGGCGCUGGGGCAUCUGCAAUAACAGAGCAAAUAGAGCGACUGAUGGAAGUCGAGGAUCUUCAGAAGGCAUGGAGGUUACAAGCUGAAGCAAACGAUGAGGUCGAGAGGUUAUUGCAGUCAGCUCCACUUCUGAACGAUUCUGGCUGACCCUUCUUACGAUCAACUCGUACUUCAUUCUUGAGUUUUAGUCGAGUCUUCUUUAAUGCUCAUUUAUAAUUUGUGUUAUAUAAUUCUCAAUAUUUCUUGAGGUUGGGGAUUGCCCACGUGUGAAUUGGGUUUCUCAAAAUCCAUGAUCUGACGAAGUGGUCAAGCUUUAGCACAGCAUCUUGUUUGUAACGUACAUGUUUUGAUCGAUAAUUGUACAAACUGCUGCUGACGUUGAGUUUUAGAAGCUUGUAAAUAGAAGGUACUCAUUCUAUUUCCAAGCCAAAAUUGGUCUGGACCUACUAGGUUCUCCUUUUAGUAUUAGAUAAUUUAAACCAAUGCUUUAUGGUCAGGAUAAGAAGGUCGCUCCUGAUUGUAGCAGCACUUCUUUCACAUGGCCAGUUAUUUUUGGUACUGGUGAGUUACACUGACAUAAAAUCUCACUGGUUUCCGCUGUUUAAGAGCCAUUCCAAGAAUAAAAUUAAUUUACUUCCUCUAA